This is a messenger RNA of Penicillium expansum, 1236 nucleotides long. RefSeq lists its product as uncharacterized. Bases 1 to 1236 code for a protein of 411 amino acids. The transcript is spliced from 2 exons. The record is from RefSeq and is a predicted model, not a curated record. Lineage: Eukaryota; Fungi; Ascomycota; Eurotiomycetes; Eurotiales; Aspergillaceae. Gene Ontology annotation, molecular function: hydrolase activity.
AUGGACAACCUUGGACCGCUACGACACUUGAUUCAGUCUCACCCACUGAUCGACCACCAUGCCCACAACCUACUGACCCGCGAGUCAGCCACCGACUACGAAAAUUACCCAUUAGAGGCCAUCACCUCCUCGGCAGACGGUCGGGCCCUAGAAAAUGCCCGCACCUCCCUCCCCUCACUGCGGGCCAUAACCCAGCUCUCUGAGCUAUACGGUCGCCACUGUGCAGACUGGACCGACAUCAAGACUGCCCGCGAUCAAAGCGUGCGUGAAGACUACGACGACUUGAUCCGAAAGUCUCUAUCAGGCACGCACGCACUGCUACUCGAUGAUUCUCUCAGCGACGACGAAGACAUUGAACCAGCCAGCUGGCACAAUAGUUUCACCGUCUCUCCGACAAAGCGCAUCGUGCAGAUCGAAGCCCUGGCAGAGUUCACAGUCCUGCAGGUCUCCAACGCACGCAAGAACGGCGAAUCAGUUUGGAACAAUUUCAGACAGCGAUUCCAGGACGCUCUCGCCGAGGCUUUGGACGAUCCCAAUGUCGUUGGUUUUAAAUCGGAAAUUUGCUGUCGGACCGGAUUGGACAUUGAUCCGUAUUCCUCCGACGAUACCACCCUGGGUGGCUCAUUGAUUCGCAUCCUCGAUUCUGGCACAACCAGGUCUGGGUUCGAGGUUGAUGAUAAACAGAUCUGUGAUUGGAUAGUCCAGCAGACGCUGAAAGCAAUCUCGUUUAAGAAGAAAGCCGGUGUUGCGAAACCUUUGCUGUUUCACACCGGCUUGGGAGAUAAUCGGAUUAAUCUUCUGCGGGCUAACCCUGCGUGUCUGCAGCCUUUGAUCGCACAGUAUACUAGUGCUGAUAUCGUGCUUUUGCAUGCUGGGUACCCUUACACGCGCGAAGUGGGGUAUCUGGCUUCCGCUUAUCCCAAUGUCUAUCUUGAUCUUGGGAAGGUCUUUCCCAUGGUUAGCCGAGAGGCGCAGACGAAGGUCCUUAGAGAAAGUCUGGAGAUCGCACCUACCAACCGUCUGCUCUGGAGUACUGGUGGCCAGUUUCACCCGGAGACCUUCUGGUUGGCUAAUCGACAGUUCCGUCAGGCUCUUGAGACGGUACUCGUGGAUUAUGUUCAACAGGGCGACUUCACUACGGCCCAGGCUACGAAGAUAGCCGCCGAUGUUCUGUUCAAUAACUCCAAUCGUCUUUACAGCCUUGACUUGACUCCGUCAUACACACCUGGAGAGUAA